AUGCCGGGCUACGGCUUUGACGAGACUGCAGAGCUGGAAUGCGUGCGUCAGUUCUCAGGUCCUCGUAUCUCAUCUCAUGAUAUGAAGUUGCAGUCUUUGCCUGUUGUUACUGGAGCGCCUUGUUCAGCAUCUAUGGCACCAUCUUCCAGUACCCUCUCCACGGUUAUUACGCAUGGACGUUUUACUUAUUUGACACCAUCAACCACGCAUUCUUCCCUUUCUGGAAUCCUGCCCUCCGACAUGGUAUCCUAUUCUGGACUACCAGAACAACCUUCAGGUGGUAGUUUCUCUGGACUAUCUCCUGAAGCAAGCAAUUGUGCAGACCCACUUGGUGAUGGUGUGCAUAAUAACAUUGGCAUUUGCAGUGUUGAGAGUCAGCAAAUUGCUGGUUUUGUCAGAACCGUCAACGAAUCUGACGCUAGAGAUGAAUGGUUAACAAGCUUUGUGAAUGCGGAUUUGGAUGAUAUUAUUACCACUGAUAUAACUUCGAACUGUCACCAAAUGGCUGAAUCUGCACCUGUCCCCUCAUAUCCAAACUCUAAGUCAUGGCAACAUGAUGAGCACAUGGUACAUCAAUCGGUCUCAGUUCCUUCUGAACCUCAACAAUUGUAUCCAACUGUUUCUCCUGUGGCAACUACAAAUGCUCAUUGCCCCAAAAAGGCCAAGGCACGCAUGCGAUGGACUAUGGAAAUGCAUGAUCGCUUCGUAGAUGCUGUCAAUCAGCUUGGUGGCAGUGAAAGUGCUAAACCUAAAGCAAUUCUUGAUAUCAUGAAUGUUGAAGGUCUGACUCGUGAUCAAGUCAAAAGCCACUUGCAGUUCCAGAUUCAUAGAAGCCUACUCGAGAACCAUGUGCUGAGUCUCCACGAGCUUGAACAGCGGCAGACGGACCGUCGCACGUUGCAUCCUCUUCCCGGCCCAGCAGCGGCAUGGUCAGCUGCUGCUCUGUCGGCGGGGGGUUCCAGAGGGGUGCGCGGCGAGCCAAGCAACACUGCAGCUCCGGAUGAUGAGGGCGGUCUGGCUAAUCAGGCAACAGAGGUUGGCUCGCCUGGCAAUGAGGCAGGAGCAUGA
Miscanthus lutarioriparius is the source of this 1068-nucleotide messenger RNA. NCBI's taxonomy places the organism in Eukaryota, Viridiplantae, Streptophyta, Magnoliopsida, Poales, Poaceae. The record is from the annotation of a GenBank genome assembly.